Molecule: messenger RNA, 1784 nt
Organism: Penicilliopsis zonata CBS 506.65
Lineage: Eukaryota; Fungi; Ascomycota; Eurotiomycetes; Eurotiales; Aspergillaceae
Exons: 3
Coding region: 167-1513 (448 amino acids)
Biological process (GO): intracellular calcium ion homeostasis
Cellular component (GO): endoplasmic reticulum membrane
Molecular function (GO): enzyme regulator activity
Source: RefSeq, a predicted model, not a curated record
CCAUUAUAACUCGGACCAGCAAACCCGCCUGUCUGCCUACACCGUUUAGAACCUUUGUAUCACCCUUCGUUCCGCCAAGGUGGCCUCCAAUACGUCGCAUCCUCGCCAUUCGAUAGAGAGCUGGGAUCGAGAGCCCAGCCUAGAUGUCCAGGAAGACGGUACCGAAAUGUCAAGAAUACAACCACGUUUCCACCGAUCACCAGAAGGGCAGAUGGAAGAACCCCUGUUGAGAGACGACAGCGAUCGACAUGGUCGCCUGUCCGGUAGGCGGGAUUCGAUAGGGAAUACCGAAGCUCGGCCCAUGCUACACCAUUCCACACGACCCACGAUCAGGAGUAGAAGCCCAGAAUACACGGCCGAUAAUGCGACACGCCAGAAAUAUAUCAUUGCAUCAGGGUUCUUGCUGCUGAGCUUGGUGAGCUUUGUCGUCCAGACAGAGACCGCAGUCUAUAUCCAGCAUGAGUUACAUUGGGAUAAACCGUACUGCAUGUUGUAUUUUACUCACGGGUCAUGGGCCCUGCUCUGGCCUUUCCAACUUCUCAUCUUGCGAAUUCAGAAACGAAAACUUUCUUGGGACGCCUUCUGGCGGCGCCAUGUUUAUCUCCUCAGGUCCACGGCGCAGAUGGUCCAAACCCAAGACCUGCACUUGGCCUCUCGCGGUGGGCACCACCGAUCGCCCGUUCCGUAUAUGCUCAAGAUGACUGCGUUUGUCACCACUGCCCUGACAAUCGCUGGCAGCUCGUGGUAUGUGGCCGUGAACAUGACAACACCCAGCGACUUAACUGCGAUCUAUAACUGUUCAGCCUUCUUUGCAUACGCUUUCUCUAUCCCUCUGUUGAAUGAUAAACUGCGCUUUGACAAGGUAUUUUCAGUCGUCGUUGCAAUCAUCGGCGUUCUUAUCGUGGCGUACGGCGAUAAAGAAGAUAGUUCGGCGGAUGGCGGCGCAAGCGGCGGCGGCAAAGUCAAGCAUGAGGCCCAGAAUAGGCUCAUGGGUAAUAUCCUCGUUGGCAUCGGAAGUGUCUUGUACGGUCUGUACGAGGUGUUGUACAAACGACUCGCCUGUCCUCCCGAGGGCACGAGUCCAGGUCGGAGUAUGAUCUUUGCGAACACCUUCGGCAGCCUGGUCGGGUGUUUCACGCUACUCGUGCUUUGGAUCCCCUUGCCUAUCCUGCACUUUCUCGGGAUAGAAACUUUCCGCUGGCCUACGGGUGAAGCUGCACGGAUGUUAAUGAUCUCCGUCCUCGCAAAUGCUACAUUUUCCGGCUCCUUCCUAGUCCUCAUCUCUCUGACUUCGCCCGUCCUCUCAUCCGUGGCUGCCUUGCUCACCAUCUUCAUCGUCGCCAUCGUGGACUGGAUGCGCACCGGCCAGCCCCUGUCUAGCGCAGCCAUCAUCGGCGGCAUCUUAAUUAUUGUUGCCUUCUUCCUGCUGAGCUGGAGCACUUAUCGGGAGAUGAGCGAGGAACAAAAGAAGCACCACGCCCAGGAUGAAACAGAGUCGGAAAUGGACGACUAGUCAGUUAGACUGCUCUACUCUCUCCGAUAUUUUUCCUCUUUUCUUCUCUUUUUUUUUUUCUUCUUGGAUAACCUUUUUAUUCUCUUCCUUUUACCUCGUGCUAUAUUUACUCGGAUAGAUUUCUUUUUAUAACUUGUUCUAGGCAAGUUCGGUUGGUGGUUAUCUUGCUGUUUCGACUAGAAUAGUAUACCCGAUGGGAUAGUCUGAAUUCUACACACAAGAUGCAUUUGCAUUCAAUAAGAACAGGAUCGCUUCUAUACUAGCUAGCUAC